UUGGUUCCGACAGAAUUGGACGAUUUUAUCGUUUUUUUAUUGUGAUAACACAAAAUGCGUUUACGAUUUUUAAAACAGAAAUCGGUAUUUCUGAUUGGUUUCGGGAUUGGCUUUGUUAUUCCGUUAUUAUUUGUUUUAUUAAGAAAUAUAUUUGUGAUUGAUUCUAUCGUUGAUCAAGAUCCAUCAUUGUGGCAACCUGAAUACUACCUGAAUAAAAAACUUCAUCACGAAGAGAUUAUUUUACAGUUUUGGAAAAAGGUGAAUGAGACAACAGAUGUUAACAGUAUUACAUAUCAUACUUGGUUAGCAACACAAAAGUUGAAAUUAUACCAAAUUGAUUUGGAUGAGUACUUGUAUGGUCGACAAGAAAGAGAUGACAAAAAAAAGAAACAUACAGAAUGGCACUGGUUAAAAAAACAAGUGUCUAUCACAUGUGUGAUUUUCGUGGAAACGCUCAAGCUUGGAAAAUCAAUCAAGGCUACUUGGGGCAAACACUGUAAUAAUGUAUAUUUCUUUGGACAUCGCUUGAAGAAUGCAGAAUUGCCUAUUAUUGAUGUAAAUAUAAAAAUUGUGUCUUCUUGGCAACUGUUGUGCGAAGCUAUGAAUUAUAUUUGGAACCAUCAAGUAGACAAACUACAGUGGAUUAUAUUUGUGAAGGACAAUACUAUAAUUAUACCAGAAAAUUUGCGCUAUAUGGUUGCUUCACUGAAUUAUACACACGACUAUUAUUUGGGUCAUUCAGUGAUUCUGUGGGGUCAGGCUUAUAAUGUUGCUCAAUCCGGAUAUGUUCUUAGCAGAGGAGCACUGAAUAAAGUAGUGCAAAUGUUCAAUAGUACGGAAAAAUGUAUUAAGGGAGGAAAGUAUUGGAAGAAGGAAGAUUAUUAUCUCGGAAAACAUCUGUCGUCUUUAGGCAUACAUCCGUCUGAUACCAGAGAUCAGUACUUAAGAGGUACUUUCCAUGGUUACUCUUUACAACAUCUUUUAUGGGGUGUUGUGAAACCAGACAGCUAUUUCACACGUGCUGUAUAUCCGAUAAAAGGAGAAUGCUGCUCGCCGAUAUCCGUGACUUUCAGCGUUAGUGAAUCCAAUAAAAUGCACAUGCUAAAUUAUUUGUUGUAUCAAUUGCAUGUAUUAAACAGCGAAAGCCGAUUUGGUAAUGUUUCUGCUAAAGUUCGAGUACGUGAAGAAGAUUUUAUAUUCCAGGUUUGGAAAGUUGCACUGCAAGAAGAAUUCAACAUCACGCAUUUAAGUGAUAUAUCCAGUGAUGCUUAUUACGAAAUAUGGCAUUCGAGAUAUUCUGAACCAGGGCAGUUAAAAAUUGCUCAAAAUUAUCGGACACCGAUCCCGCUAAAUUGUUUACUAACGAAUUACAAAGAGGAAAAGUCAUCAGCGCACAAUUGUAGGGCUAAAAGUGUCAACAGUACAAAAAACUGAAUGAGUUAUUUAUUAGAAUGCUAGUUUGUUAUAGUUAUCAAAAAAGUGUGUACACAAAAGUUCAAGAGUGUGAAUAUUUGUGAUAUUCCCUGUUUGUAUAUAUGAUUACAUAAAAUGAUAUAAC
Molecule: messenger RNA, 1558 nt
Organism: Trachymyrmex cornetzi
Lineage: Eukaryota; Metazoa; Arthropoda; Insecta; Hymenoptera; Formicidae
Product: glycoprotein-N-acetylgalactosamine 3-beta-galactosyltransferase 1
Exons: 3
Coding region: 55-1434 (459 amino acids)
Molecular function (GO): N-acetylgalactosaminide beta-1,3-galactosyltransferase activity
Source: RefSeq, a predicted model, not a curated record